AUGAUGGAGAGGAUAAGACAGGAGUUGAUUUUGAUGGAACGGGGGCAACACAGUCCCGCUGCAGGUAAAAGGCCCUCGAAUAUGUCAGAACCGGCCGGAAAUACUGUGUUGGAGGCCCUGGAAAAUUCACAGCACGGUGGUCACCUCAGCCCCAGAUUAACUCCUGGAAAUGUCGAGGAUGUCUCCGCCAAAGGCAAAUUCGAAACGGACGCCUUGUUCGGCCACCAUCACCGUGUCACCACCCACACCGCCGCUGUGGAGACUUUAUCUCCGGAAAACGGGAAGAAACCCGGCGUGUAUGCAGAAGUUUCGCAAGACUCGGACAUGAACAGUGACGUGGAGGUGGGAUGCACAGCAGAUAGCUCUCCUAGCAAAGAGAACAACCACAAAGGUUUUUCUGACAGCAAUUCUGGAAUUUCCCAAACAAACUCAUCAUCUUUAUCCAGCUUAGGCGUUCACUGUAACGCGAUAGGCAGUUCAGGCAGCUUAAACGCGGAUCAGGUGAGAAGGUACCGGACUGCUUUUACCAGGGAACAAAUAGGCAGACUAGAGAAAGAGUUUUACAGGGAAAACUACGUCUCCAGACCAAGAAGGUGUGAACUGGCUGCAUCUUUAAACUUACCUGAAACUACAAUAAAGGUAUGGUUCCAGAACAGGCGGAUGAAGGACAAGAGACAGCGCCUGGCGAUGUCUUGGCCUCACCCCGCCGAUCCGAGCUUUUACACAUACAUGAUGACGCACGCGGCCGCCACGGGAAGCCUGCCGUACCCCUUCCACUCCCACAUGCCUCUGCACUACUACCCACACGUGGGAGUGAGCGCCGCAGCCGCCAUCACGGGUGCUGCGGCCUCUCCUUUCGCUACCUCCAUCCGUCCUCUCGACCCUCUCCGCUCGCUCUCGCAUCCGUACUCGCGACCCGAGCUGCUCUGCAGCUUCCGGCACGCAGGCCUGUACCAGCCGCCAGCAGGCCUCAGCGGCUCGGCUGCGGCCGCAGUCAGCGCAUCCUCCGCGGCCGGUCCAUGCUCCUGUCUCAGCUGCCACGGCGGCCAAUCCGCCGGCGCCCUGAGCUCCAGGAGCGUCGGGACGGACUUCACCUGCACCGCCGCCGGGCAAAGGCCUGAAAGCGGAUUCCUGCCCUACUCGGCCGCCGUUCUGAGCAAAUCUGCGGUCAAUUCGUCAGAUCAGAGAGAGGAAACGUCGCUGACCAGAUAA
Molecule: messenger RNA, 1212 nt
Organism: Megalops cyprinoides (Indo-Pacific tarpon)
Lineage: Eukaryota; Metazoa; Chordata; Actinopteri; Elopiformes; Megalopidae
Product: homeobox even-skipped homolog protein 2-like
Exons: 3
Coding region: 1-1212 (403 amino acids)
Biological process (GO): regulation of transcription by RNA polymerase II
Cellular component (GO): nucleus
Molecular function (GO): DNA-binding transcription factor activity, RNA polymerase II-specific; RNA polymerase II cis-regulatory region sequence-specific DNA binding
Source: RefSeq, a predicted model, not a curated record